AUGGCGUCUACCGAAGAAACUCGAGCUAUACCCUUGACGUCAUACGAAACCGCCCUAUGUGUGGUUCCUCCGUCGCAUUUAACCGGAGAUAUUGACCGGCUACGAGCAUUAUAUGACAAAGCACAUGGAAGAUGGCCACCACAUGCCAAUCUGAUUUACCCAUUUGUGGCUCCGGAGGCACUACCCCAAGCUUCAAAACUGCUACAAUCUGUGCUAAGCAACAGGAGAGAAGUCGACCCUAUCCGUCUGCGGUUGGAUAAAUCAGACUUCUUCGCCCACAAGCGCAGUAACACAGUUUAUCUCACUGAUAGUGGAAGCGAUGGAUUAAAAGCCCUAGCACAGCUGCAACACGAUAUUACAGAUGCUUUCGGUGGCCAAUCGCGGUCCUCUGGCCGACUGCAUCUCACAGUUGGUCAGAGUGAGGCAGAUGAUCUGGCCGAGAGGCAAUUCCUCCUGGAGAAAGUCGGCUUGAUUCCCGCUGUUGAGUGGGAAGUGGAAGAACUAGUGAUUCUGAUCCGUGAUCGAUCGCAGGGACUGGACACUGCUUCCAGCCCAAUGGUAGUUUGGGGGGCUGUUUCACUGUCUGGUACACCGUCGCCUAACCCUAAAGCUCUGGAAUAUUUAUCGCCAUCCUCGUUGCCAGCCCGCUCGGAGACGACAUUUCAGUUCUCGCCUUCUCAGGAUGAUAGCGAAGAAGGAAAAUGGAACGCUAUCCCAAAGUCUCCUGCGCCAACAGGAGGCAAGCUGGUAGAUUCACCGGUGACUGUUGCGUCGUACAAUGUCCUCGUCGAAUCUCUUCAUCCGCCUCCCACGGAAAGGUAUCCCCUACUCCUGCAGAAUCUACUCUCCGACGCUGCAAGUGCCAAUAUUCUCAUCCUACAGGAGGUAGCUGAUGACUUCUUGUCCUUCCUUCUCCGAGACAAGAAAAUCCGCCUCCGUUACCCAUUCGCAACCCAUGGACCACCCGAUCAAGCUGAAAUCGGUCCGCUAAACAGCCUCCGAAACAUCGUGGUCCUCAGCCGUUGGCAGUUCCGGUGGGAAUGGCUACCGUUUGACAAACGGCAUAAAGGCGCGGUCGUACUUCAGCUAGAGCACUUGGGGACCUUCCACGAUUCUAAAUUCCUCCCUCUUGUUGUGACCGGCGUACACCUUAGUUGUGGUCUCAUUGACAGUUCUAUUAUGGCUAAACGAUCCCAACUUCAAACGGUACUCAAGUAUCUGUCUGGAAUCUACCCCAAUAACCACUGGGUUGUUGCGGGAGAUUUCAACAUUACGACCUCGUCUUACACUAUUGAUACUGCCUUAAAGCGGAAGUCGAUCUCGGCGCAAGGCGCAUCGGUGUUGGCAUCUCUGGAUGGCAUGUUGACUGAUGCCGGUCUCUUGGAUUGUUACUACGCUAGUCGUGCCGCCAGUAGUGGCCUGGGAAAUCCUCAGGGUAGGUUAGAUCUCGGGGCGUCGUACGAAGGAGAGGAGGGCGCAACAUAUGACCCGACAGAAAACGAACACGCUGCACGGAUCGCAGGACAAAGCUUUCAUAGUCGUCCUCAACGAUACGAUCGCAUCCUAGUGCGUGGGGUGGAAUUCGAAGUUCUUUCAUAUAACCUAUUCGGAAUUCCCAGUGGAGAUGAGAGCCAGCUCGCAAGUGAUCAUUGGGGAGUGAGAGCGACAGUCAAGUUGAAUGGUCCAAGGUCUGGAGGCCUGGAAAGCGAAAAAGCCCUAAUCACCGUUGAAAAGGCGCCGUUGAAUCUUGGAGGUAUCGAUGGCUUGAAGGGAUGGCUGAAGGGUUAUCUAGCCUUUCCGUCCAAUGAAGAAAUCACACAGCGGCAAGAGGCUUUCGAGUUGAUCAAAGAGCUCGUCAACCGACGUGAUGCUAAUCUGCCAGCCGGUACUAGGUUAGAUUUGUUGUUUGAAGUCGUACCUGUUGGCUCAUAUGGCUUCGGUGUGUGGAACAGCUCGUCCGAUAUGGAUAUUCUGGUUAUCGGACAAGUCAGCCCACGAACAUUCUUCGCCCUUAUGAUUGCGAAGCUACGGCGAGCAACGGACAGCGAUGUUGUGCUUCUCCGCAAGGUGAAGGCAGCAUCCGGAAUAAUGCUGGAGUUGGAGGUUCGUGGCGUACGCGUUGAUUUACAGUACUGUGCAGCAACCCGUGUCGUUGAAAGGUAA
Molecule: messenger RNA, 2163 nt
Organism: Aspergillus oryzae RIB40
Lineage: Eukaryota; Fungi; Ascomycota; Eurotiomycetes; Eurotiales; Aspergillaceae
Exons: 1
Coding region: 1-2163 (720 amino acids)
Molecular function (GO): catalytic activity
Source: RefSeq, a predicted model, not a curated record